Molecule: messenger RNA, 2096 nt
Organism: Gamsiella multidivaricata
Lineage: Eukaryota; Fungi; Mortierellomycota; Mortierellomycetes; Mortierellales; Mortierellaceae
Product: Ferroporti-1
Exons: 7
Coding region: 325-2049 (574 amino acids)
Biological process (GO): iron ion transmembrane transport
Cellular component (GO): membrane
Molecular function (GO): iron ion transmembrane transporter activity
Source: RefSeq, a predicted model, not a curated record
UCCACCCAUCCACCCGUAUCACCGCUCUCCUCUUCCUCCUCACCAGACCAACAGGAUAGGAUUCAGUGGUCCGAUCAGCCCCUUCUUGGACCUGGGCCGCAUCAGCCAGAUCUACUUUAUUCCGCCAGGCAAUCCAAUCGAGAUCUGCUCACAGAGCACAGCAAUAAUGAUAUACCGAGGCAUGAUCAAGACCAGGACCAAGAGCCCAGCGACUACAAUGCUCAUGAAGAAACGCAUCAUAUCCCUUCCACAUCCCUUUAUGCCGUGCAUGCCCUCUGCACAUUUGACGAGCGGAUAUACGAAUUUGCAUCCUACUUUUUCAUCAUGGAGAUCUUCAAGACCACCUUGUUACCCAUGUCCAUCUACGGCUUCUCUACCACCGUUGCCGGAAUCCUAUUCAGCACCAGCGUUGGGUCCUUGGUCGAUUCCACCCCCCGAUUACCUGCCGUCCAGUCAUUUCUUUUGACACAAAAAUCCACCACGGUGCUCGGCGCCCUCGGAUUCUGGGUCCUCUUGACCUGGUUCGAUCCUACGUCCGCUCUUGACUCUCCUAUACUAGCCACACCAGUCUCAACAACGGCAGCACCAGCAAUAGGGGUAGCAGCAGCAAUUUCAGCAGAGGACGAUAUGUCCAUGACCUUAUCUCAGGGGUACUCACUGUUUACGCUCCUGAUCCUCAUGAGCGGGACCUUGAAAUUAUCCGCCCUAGGCUGGUCCAUCUCUAUCGAACGCGAUUGGGUCGUCGCACUCUGUCAAUCCGAUUCUGACAUGCUAACAAAAAUAAAUGUCACGAUGAAGCGAAUUGACCUUGUCUGCAAGCUGGUCUCGCCAUUAGUCUUUGCAGCCUUGCUCGCUCAAUUCAAUGCAGGAUACUGCAGCCUAGCCAUGGCUGUAUGGUGCAUGUUUUCCUUCUCGGCGGAGCUUGUUCUUGUUCGAAGGAUCUGGUUUACUUCGCCAGUGCUCUGGCAGCCCCGGUCCGUGGCUCGAUCAUUCGGAACAACAGUACAUCACAGAGAUCGAACCCCGAAGCGGAAGCACAGGCAGGGAGCUGCGGUUCAUAGAUCAAUAGGAUCACUAGAUGACGAGGAGCAAGAUUUGAUAUAUGCUAGGAUUGAGCAUGGCGAACGAGACCAUACAGGAGCAGCAGGACGUAGGCAGAGGAGGGAACGUUCGCGCUCGUCAUUCUUCUGGCAAAGCAUUAGUUCUUUUCGCGAAUACACUCACCAUAUCGUAUUUCUUGCAUCCCUUUCCUACGCGAUUAUUUACAUUAACAUGAUGAGUGUCUCGGGUACGAUGAUCGGCUACUUACAAUGGAGAGGGUUCUCCGCCAGUACAAUCGCGCUGCUAAAGGGGAUCUGCACCCUUUCCGAGCUGCUCGGCACCAUUCUCAUGCCGAUCCUUACACGCUACCUCGGGCUCGUCCGUGCAGGUGCUUGGUCAAUCUGGCUCGAAGUCCUCACGCUCACACCGGUCUUGCUGUCGAUCUAUUCUGAGCGCUUGCCCGUUCAGGCCAUGGUUUUUGCUGGAAUGGCGCUCUCCCGCGUAGGUGUUUGGUCCUUUGAUUUGAUUAUCACCCAGAUCAUGCAGGAGUUUAUCGACCCUUCCCCCAACUCCCUUUACUCUUCCUCAACCAUAAACAACAGCAACGCAGGUGUCAUCAAUGGCUGGCAUUACUCUAUGAUGAGCCUCUUCGAACUCGGACAGUUCUUUCUCACCAUGAUUUGGUCCGAUCCACAGGUGUAUUUCAUUCCUUGUACGCUGUCCUUCGCUUGUGUCGUUGUCGGCGCAAUCGUUUAUUCUGCUCAUUUGGUUCGUAUGCGGGGCCAUUUGUUUCAUUACCAGCGCAUCGCUUCCGCAGCGACAUCAUCUUGUUUUCUGACGGAAAGUGACCAAGAGGAAGAACGGGAGGGCGAAGGUGAAGACGAAGGCGAAGGAGUGCAGCGCCACGAUGCAGGAGAUCGGGAUCGAGGCGAUAAUGGUCAGCCAGGGCCAUCUAGGCGUUCACAUGUAUAUAUUCAUAGAGUGAGCGACCCAAGCGCCUCCCCGUAGAACAAUGACCAGUUGUUUAAACAUUUGUCCUAAGUCUCGACGAACGC